Messenger RNA from Nothobranchius furzeri (turquoise killifish), 1460 nucleotides. It is a transcript of the gene dnase2, whose product is annotated as deoxyribonuclease II, lysosomal. Gene Ontology annotation, molecular function: deoxyribonuclease II activity. The record is from RefSeq and is a predicted model, not a curated record. NCBI's taxonomy places the organism in Eukaryota, Metazoa, Chordata, Actinopteri, Cyprinodontiformes, Nothobranchiidae. Gene Ontology annotation, biological process: apoptotic DNA fragmentation.
CAGCGACGCGUGUUUCUGACGUCAUUGUCACAUCCCAAUGUCGUUAGCUUUUUACCGAAACAAGGAUGUGGAUACAAACAAAAUUGGGAGGUUGUAGCAAGUUUUUACCAUGUGAGGUAAAGCUUACCCAGACACUGGUGAACCGUGUUAAUUUAUGAUGCUUUUGUUUCUGUCCCUGUUAGUCGCCUGUGUGCCACUAGGGGGCGGCACAACUCCAAUCAGUUGCUACAACGACCAAGGAGAUGCAGUUGAUUGGUUUUAUUUGUACAAGCUGCCAAAAGAACAUGGAACAAAAUCUCCUAAAGAGGGUGAGUUGUACUUAUUGCUGGAAAAAGGGAGUGAAGGAUGGACCGAGGGGAAGGUGACAGUGAAUGACUCACUGGGAGCUCUGGGCCGGACGGUCGGACAGCUGUACUCGCAGGAAAAGAACUCGGAGAUGGCGUACGUCCUGUACAACGACCAGCAGCCUCCGGAGGAGCUUGGUGGUACAGGGGGGGAUAACGGUGAAAGCCAUGGAGGACACACCAAAGGUGUUGUGCUGCUGGAUAAAAAUCAGGGCUUCUGGUUGGUCCACAGCACCCCUCACUUCCCCCCCGAGCAGCAGGGAGGACAGUAUUACUAUCCCAGCAGUGGUGUGAACAACGGACAGAACUUCAUCUGCGUUACCUACCCGCUCGACCGUUUCCAGACCAUCGGAGAGCAGCUGCAGAUUAAUCAGCCUAAUGUGUACAACUGUGACGUCCCGGAGUCGCUGGCGUCCUUGGUGCCUGCGCUAGCCACCCUAUGCAGCAAAAAUCGUCAGCAUGGGCGAAUCUCCCCACACAUGAGGGCUGAAUCCAACCGCAGCGUGACCCUGACCUCCAAGGAUGGCACUGACUUCAUCAGCUUUGCUAAAGGAGCGUCAUUCGACGAUGACCUGUAUCACUCGUGGGUGGCCCCUACCCUCCAGUCAGACCUCCUGGUCCAGUUCUGGGUUCGCUCCACGGGCAUCCUCCCCUCUGACUGCUCACGGGGCUGGAAGGUCCUGGACAUCACGCUCAUCAACCCGGGGCAGACCUUCACCUUCAAGGCCACCCAGGACCACUCCAAGUGGGCGGUCAGCCCCAAGGCGGCAAGCCGGGGGGCCAAGGGAGGCUGGGUGUGUGUGGGGGACAUAAACAGGAACGAGGCGGAGGAGAGGCGUGGCGGAGGAACCGUGUGCCUUCAGGAUCCGGUGGUUUGGAAGGCGUACCGGACAGCGGCCCUGGAGUGUGAGGCGUGUGGAGGGGGGACAACAGAGUGCUGAGUCAGCUAAAAUCACUCUGGGAACAAGUUAGCAUGCUAGGAUCCUGUCUAAUUAAUCUUAUAAAUUAAUGUAAUCUAAUUAAUAGUUUGUCUAUUUUUUAGAACACCUGGGGUUUGAUUCUGCUCAAAGUUUUCCUUGACACUGUUAGGAAAUAAACUGGUAAUUCUAACAAGGA